This is a messenger RNA of Closterium sp. Naga37s-1, 8877 nucleotides long. NCBI's taxonomy places the organism in Eukaryota, Viridiplantae, Streptophyta, Zygnematophyceae, Desmidiales, Closteriaceae. The record is from the annotation of a GenBank genome assembly.
AUGGCAGCCUCGUGCGCCCUGCCUGCCGCUGCAGGCGCUACCCUCGGAGCCACCGCGCUCACCUCUCCACGUGCAGGCGGCCAACUGCGUUCCUCUCCACGUGUCGGCUUCCCAUUGCGGCGUCGGACGGCAACCAUCGCGCUGCGCUGCUCCGCCUCUUCGUUCCGCCGCGUCUCAUCCGCCUCAUCCCUCUCCGCCUCCCCUUUCCGCCGUAUCUCCUCCGCCUCCUCCCUAUCCGCGUUGUCCUCAUCCUCCUCUCUCUCCGCAUACACAGCCUUAAGCAUCGCCCCUCUCUCCCACGCCCGCUCUCACAGACCCUUCCUCGCCUCUCCUCGCCGGAAAUUCCAGGGAGCGCGUUUGUUGACCGUACGCGCUGCGGCUAAAUCCGGCGUGACUAAUUCAAGUGGCGCGACUGAGCAAUCGCCCAAGGCGCUCCAGCGGCAAGGUUCGCUGGGCGUGUGCGACGAGAAACCGUCGCCGCAGUCGUCGCUGACCAUCGAACGGCAAGGAUCUCUCCCGGUCCCCACAGAUGAAACCGACUCCCUCCCCCCGCCGUCCGUGGCUCCCAUCUCCGUGCCCGAGCCAUUCGACGAGGGCCUCAUCGAGCCGUCGAGCCCUCGCGCCUCGGAGACUGGCGUCGACCGCAUCGAGUCGCAGGCGCGCACGACGCUCUCGAAGCUUAAGCACAUUCUUUAUAAGAUUAAGACGCGGGCCGCUGACGUUGAGACGUCGGUAACCAUCUUUCCACCUUCAGCGGGAGAUGCGGCGGGCAUUCCCGGUGUUGUUGCCGGGAAUACGGAUAGUGUAUCAGACAGUAGAGAAAACGACUUACAAUUCGAUGCCGAUGCGAAUGGCGGUAAGGUGGAGGAGGAGCAGCAAGUCUUCGUUUCGCAGCAGAUCAAACUCGACCUUGGGAGCAUCCCAGCCGUUGAUCUAGACGUUCCGAUUGACAUCGACGCAUCCUCGCCGUCGGAUGCAUCCUCGGUCCCUCUCUCUCCCUCGUCCUUCUCAGCCCAGAGCCUCUCCACCCUUUUCUCUGGUUUCUCUCCCUCCGAAAGUCCCGCCGCAUUUCCCGCAAGCGAGCAGCAGCUCGACGUGCAACAGAUGGACGCGCUGACUUGUACUCGCGCGUCAAUUCGAUUCGAUGAGGAAACGCAAACGGCGGUCGUGACUGUAACGGCGUCUGUCCGGGCCGCGGAUCUAGUGGACCGUGCCGCGUACACGGAGCGCACUAUGGCCAUGGCGACGCGCGCUAUAGCGCGUACGUGCCUCGUGUUGGACCAAAAGGCGCAGCGGAAAGCAGCAGAAGCCGUCUCGUCCGCGGCGCAGCAGCCACUGGCGCCCGCGCCAGCACAGCAGCCGACUGACUCCUCCCUAGUAGCACCGCAAAUUGCGCCGGAAAAGGCUGAGGAUCAGGUGCUGACGCAGGAGCAGAGGGAGCAGGAGAGGGAGCUAGUGGAGCUGCUAUCGACGGGCAGGAUCGUCAGCUGGAGGAUGGCCGGUCGCGAGCUCGGAUCCACGCCGUUCCGUCCCCUCUACGUGGUCAAUCUCGCGGCGGGCGACGGGGCUGACGGCGAGAAGACGGUGCAGGCGCUGUACCGGCCCGUGGUUGGCGGCGACGCGAGGCUGCGAUUCCAGCGCGCCCCGGCGGAAUGGGUCGCGUACAAGCAGCUCUCGCGCGUGCUGGGGGUGGACGUGGUGCCGCCAGUGGCGGUGAGGCAGGGCGUGCAGCUGGGGUCGCGGCGGUUCGCGCAGGGCACCAUGACGCUGCUGCCGCACCUGCUGCACCCGCUCGCCUCCGUGCACCCUUCCCGCCUGCGCACGCCCACACAGGCACACACGGUGAUCAGCAGCAUCCGCAUCCUCGACGCCCUCAUGGGCUCCUCCCUCCGCCGCCCCUCCGGCUUCUUCGCCGCCCAGCACUGGUCCGGGGACGGCAAGCUUUCGCCCGUAGUGCUCUCGCACCCCAUGGGCCCCUCGCUUGGCGCCGGCCUGCACGCCAUGUGGUCCAAGCGCGGCACAGGAGCGGGCGGCAGACUGAAGACGGUGGCAGGGUUUGUUCUUACGCGCCUGAGGAGAAUGAACCGCGCGCAGCUGUUGGAGGAGAUGGGCGGCCCACUGACGGCGGGGGAGAUGGAGAGGGUGCUGGACAAGAGGGACCAGAUGGUGGGGUACUUUGAUGCACUCGCUGCUAAGAUGGGCCACCAGGCAGUCAUCAGGGCUCCCUCGGGUUUGCGCCACGUGGACCUCCUGGUCAUGUGCCACCUGGCAUGCCGUUUCCACGUGGGAUGGGCUCGCCUGGGCCGCGGUUUCCCGGUCCGUCGCAUCCCCCCCAUCCGCCGCAUUCUCCUUUUUCUCCGCAACAAUCCGCCCAUGGUGCUUAUGCAAGACCCCCUCCGCCCUACGGGGGAGGCCCGCCGCAGAACCCGCACGGGGGCAUUCCGCCAGGCCCGCCCGAAGGAGUUCCGCCAGGCGGAGGGGCGCCCCCUUGGGGAGCCGCCGCCGCAGCAGCAACAAUCGCCGCAGCAGCCAGCGCGCGCGGUGCCGGGCGUGUGGCACGUGACGGCAGUCACGGACGGCGCGCCACCCCCCGCGGCAGGGAUGCGCGCGCAGGGACCGGGGAUGCCGCCGGGGCCUCACCACCCGCCGUACCCCGCGCAGGGGAUGGCGCAUGGGCCAGCAGCGCCCCAUGCGCCGCAGUACCCCGCGCUUCCGGGGUCCGCCCCUCCCCACCUCCUGCCUCACGCUCCCCCUUCCGCUUUUGCGCCUCCUCCGGCUUUUGCGCCUCCCGUUCCCCUCGGCGCCCCCCCGGCUCCAGUUUCCGCCCAGCAGGGGUUUCAUCCGGGGGGAGCGCCGCCGUUGCUCACUCCCGGCCCCCCUCCUCCACCGCUCCCCGCGGGAGCAGCAGCGGCGGGAGGAGUAGCCGGGGAAAUAUCAAACGGUGUGCCCCCAGCAGCAGCGCCAGCAGCAGCGGCAGCAGCAGAGGCGCAAGCGCCCAACCCUCCGCUCGCGCCGCAGCCCCCCCUUCCCCCCGCGUGGCUGCAGGCGGCCGCCGCCAUGGCGGCUGUCAUCUCCGGCGGCGGCCCCCCGCUCCCCGCGGGGGAGGAGCUCCCGUGGGAGAAGGGCGGAAAGAAGGGCGCGGGGAAGGGCGCAGGCGGAGGGGUGAAAGGGGGGAAGAAAUCGAGGUGGGACCGGGAGGCGCAGGGGAAAGGGGAGGAGAAGGUGGAGGAAAGGGAGGAGGAGAAGGAGAAAGGGAAGGAAGGAGGGGGAGCGGAAGAAGGUGGUGGAGACAAGGAGGGGGGAGAGGUGGAUGAGAAGGGAGGAGCGGGGAAGCAAGGGGAGGGGACUGAGGACGCAACCAAGGAGAAAGAGGGGGAGGGAAAGGAGGUAAAGGAGGGGAAGGAGAUAAAGGAGGGGAAGGAAGAGAAGAAGGAGGAGCAGGCGGAGGAGGGAGUGGAGGCAUGGACGGCGCACAAGACGGAGGAGGGCACGGUGUAUUACUACAACACUGUCACUGGCCGCUCCACCUACCACAAACCCAAAGGCUUCAAACUCCAGGAGGACAAGGUGGAGAAGCAGCCCACUCCCGUCGCAUGGGAGCGAGUGCAGGGCACGGACUGGGCGCUGGUGUCGACGAGUGAUGGCAAGAAGUACUUUUACAACACCGUCACGCAGGACACGAGCUGGCAGGUGCCCGGGGAGGUGCAGGAGGUGCGGAAGCGGCACGAGGCGGAGGAGGAGGAGCGGGCGCGCGCCGCCAGCAAGCUCUCCUUCUCGCUGGCGGGGCGGGGGGGCGCGGGGGCGGCGGGCAAGGCGGGCGCAGCAGCAGGGGGCAAGGCGACGGCGCUUGAGGUGGUCAAGAAGAAGCUGCAGGUGAUUACGGUAGGGGGGGGGGGGAGGGGGGAGGGGGAGAGGGCGGGUGGUAGAUUAGGGUUGACGGCGGGCGCAGCAGCAGCAUUGGGCAAGGCGACGGCGCUGGAGGUGGUGAAGAAGAAGCUGCAGGACGCCGACAAGGAGAUGAAGGCGGGCGCAGCAGCAGCAGCUGCUGUCGUGGCUGCUCCGACUGCUGCUGCUGCUGCGACGACCAAGCCUGGAAAGAGCAGUGCAGGAGCACAGGGUGGGGAUGGGAAGGAGGUCAACGGAGUCAACGGAGUCAAGGGAGUCAAUGGGGAGAAGGAGGGCGAAGAAGGCAAGCAGGAGGGAGAGGAUGGUGGAGGGGAGAGGGAAGACGGUGGAGAGGUGGCACAGGGGAAGGAGGGCGGGGAAAAGGGCGGCGGGGAGAAGCAGGGUGAGGAGAAGGAGGGUGAGGAGAAGGGGAGUGAGGAGAAGGGCGGGGCGGAGGUUCCGUUGGAAGAGCUGAGUCUGGAAGAAAGGGCGAUGAAGUUCCGUGUACGUGCUGCCAUGGCCCGAUGUGCGUGGCAUGGCAUCGUGAAAGACGGGGUGUCAUGGAGUGGUGCAACAUUUGGUGGCAUUGAGAUGUUGAAGGAGAAGGGAGUGGCGCCAUUCUCCAAGUGGGAGAAGGAGCUGCCCAAACUCAUCUUCGAUGCGCGCUACAAGGCCAUCCCCUCGCUGCCAGAGCGGCGGGCCAUAUUUGAGGAGUUUGUGCGCACGCGGGCGACAGCGGAGCGCAAGGAGAAGCGGUGGGCACACAAGGCGGCUGUGGAGGCGUUUAAAGCCCUGCUGGACGACAUGGAGGAGAGCGGGGACCUGACACACGAGUCAACGGUGGAAACGCUGCACGGCGAUGCCAAGUGGGGCUCGGACCCGCGCCUGCUGGCUGCAGCGCUGGAGGACAAGGACCGCCUCGCACUUCUCAAUGAGCGGGUGGUGCCGCUGAAGAGGUUGGAGGAGGAGAGGCAGCAGGAGCGCAAGGAGGCGGCAGAAGAAGCGUUUGUGGAGAUGCUGAAAGAGUACCGCGGCAAGCGCUACAUCGCCCUCUCCUCCCGCUGCAAGCACAGCGAGAAGGGUGCAGCAAUGGCGCGUGGGAAGGAUCAUCCCUUCCCCGUCCCCCACCUACCCACCUCACUUGUGCUUCUCAUUCCUCUCUCACCCGCCGACAUCGCUUCCCCUCUCCCCUCGCAGCUGCGGGAGGAGUUGAAGGAGGAUGAGCGGUACAGUGCGGUGGAGCACUGGGAGGACCGCGAGCGGCUGUUUGAUGCAUUCAUGGACACACUGCAGCGCGAGGAGGAGGAGAAGGAGAGGGAGGCGCGCAGGCGGUGGGAGGAGGAGGAGCGGAAGCGCGAGCAGGAGCGAGAGGAGAAGAGGCUGCGGCAGCGGGAGGAGGAGAAGAAGGAGCGGGAGCGGGCGCGCGUGCGGCGCCGGGAGGCCAAGGAGGACUUUGAGGACCUGCUGAGGCGCGAGAUACAGACGCCCAAUGUAGGGGGGAGGGGGAAGGGAGGGGGGAAGGGAGGAGGGAGGGAAAGGAGGGGGAAUGGGGGGAGAGAGGGAGGAAAGGUGGGGUUGGUGGGGGAAGGGAUGAUUCUAAGCAUUCUGCAUGAAGCAAUCGACUUGUUGCGCUUUCGCAUGCGUGUGCGUGUGCUGUUCCCUUGCUCCCGCCCGCCCCCUGGUUGCCUUGUCGCCUCCAUGCUCAUUGCUCACUGCUGCUCCCCCCCUCCCUCGCCCGCCCGCCCGCCCCCUGGGUGGUGGCAGAUAUCGUGGAUUGAUGCGCGGGAGAAGCUGGAGGAGGACGAGGCGUCGUGCUAUUGGAGCAAGGAGCUCACCAGCCGCGACCGCCAGGACCUCUUCUACGAGCACAUGGCCCGCCUCAUCAAGGUCGCACCAUGCACGGGCCUUCGCCUUCAAAAUGCAUCACCGGGAUCCCUGCCCUUCCUUCUUUCGUCUCUUCUCCUCCCCACCUCCUCUCUGCCCGCAUCCCCCUUCGUUUCCCCACGCCCCUCCUAUCCACCCUAUCCCCGCCCAUUCCCUUCAUCUCCCUCAUCCCCCUUCGUUCCCUCUGUUCGCCCUUCCUUUCCCUCCCCCCAACAGCGCGUGCAAAGGGAGUUCCGCGAGCUGCUAGAGGAGGAGCUCUCAGUGGCAGCCUUCUCUGAGGCUUGCUCGUCGAAUCGACUCAAAACAUCUCCCCCCCUCCCCCCCUCACCCCUUCCCCCUCCUCUUCUCCCCCAACAGCGCGUGCAGAGGGAGUUCCGCGAGCUACUGGAGGAGGAGCUGUCAGUGGCCGCCAUCUCCGAGGCUCGUGAGGACGGGCUCCGCCUCGCCUCCUCCUGGCCCGAUGCUAAGUCCGUGCUUCGGCACCAGGACCGGUACCGCGACCUGGUCCGGCACGAGCGGGAGGAGCUGUGGCGCGAGCAUGUGAGGAGCCUGGAGGGGGAGUUGAGGGAGGCUGGGGUGAUCGAUGACGAGGGGCAGGAGGUGGAUGUUGCUGCUGUGAAGAGGGAUCGGAGGCGGAGGAGGAGGAGGAGGGAGAGGGAAGAGGAGGAUGAUGAGGAGGAGGAGAAGAGAGGAGGAGGUGGGGAGAAGGGAGAGGAUAAGGAGGAGAGGGGAGAAGGGAGAGCGUUGGGAGAGGGUGGAGGGGAGGGGGAGGGAGAGGAGGAGAGGAGGGAGGAGGGUGAGAAGAAGGCGGAUGAAGAAGGGGAGAAAGAGGGGAAAGGGGUGGGUGAAAAAGAGAGGGAGGAGGCGGAGAGAGAGGAAAGGGAUGGCGUGGAGGUGGAAGAGGUAGAUAAGGACGAGGAUGAGGAGAGGGAGAAGGAAGAGAAGGAGAACGAAGAGGAGAAGGUAGAGGAGGAGAAGGAAGAGAAGGAAGAGAAUGUUGAGAGAAAGAGUGAACUGGGCAGCAAUGCAGUGGGGGCCGAAGGAGAGGCUCUGGCGGAGCAUGGAGUGGGGAGGCAAAGAGUGGAGCGCGGAGAGGAUGAGGGGGGGAGCGGUUGGGGAGAUAUGAACAAGGAAGGGAGCGAGAGGGAGAAGUGGGAGGAUGAUUUGAGGGGCGAGGACGGGGAGACAGGCGGGGGGAUGGCUGUGGAUCUGGGGAAAGAGACGGAUAGGGAGGGAGAACAAGGAGAGGACGAAGAGGAGGAGAAGAGCAAGAGGUCUGAGGAGAGGGAAAAGGAGAGGAGAGGGAAGAAGAGGGGUGAAGAUGGGGACGAGAAGGAAGAUGACGAGGAGGGGUGGGAUAAGGAGCACACGCACAAGCACAGACACAGGGAGAAGCGAGAGGAAAGACGUGCGGAAAAGGAGAGGGAAAAAGAGAAGGAGAGGGAGAGGGAGGAGAGGAAGAAGGAGAAGGAGAGGGAGAAGGAGAUGGAGAAGGAGAGGAAGAAGGAGAAGGAGAGGGAGAAGGAGAGGGAGAAGGAGAGGGAGAAGGAGAGGAAGAAAGAGAAGGAGAGAGAGAAAGAAAGGAAGAUAGAAAGGGAGAAGGAGAGAGAGAAAGAAAGGAAGAUAGAAAGGGAGAAGGAGAGAGAGAGGGAGAAGGAAAAGGAGAGGGAGAGGGAGAGGGAGAGGGAGAGGGAGAGGGAGAAGGAGGAGAGGGAGAGGAGGGAGAAGGAGAGGGAGAGGGAGAGGGAGAGGGAGAAGGAGAGGGAGAGGGAGAGGGAAAAGGAGAGGGAGAAGGAGAGGGAGAGGGAGAGGGAAAAAGAGAGGGAGAAGGAAAGGAAGAGGGAGAAGGAGAGGGAGAGGGAGGAGAAAGAGAAGAAGAAGAGGGAUAAAGGACGUGAUGAAGAGAGGGAUGAAAAACGCCGGCACCGGAGGAGGGAGGGUAGCGAGGAGAGUGCAAGGGAGGAGGAAGAGGAGAAGGAUGAAGGGGAGGAGACGGAUGAGAAGGCGAAAUGGGGAAGGCGACACGGGCAUGAGCACAAGCAUAGGCGUGAGGGGCGUGGGAGAGGGGAGGAGGAGGAGGAUGAAGGGAAGAAGGAGAAGAGGCGUGAGAGGGAGAAGAAACGAGAACGGCGAAGAGGGCAUGAAUCUGACGAGGAAAGGGAGGAGGGGAAGAGGACGAAGCGAAGUGGUAAGGAUGGUGAGAGGGAGGAGGGGGGAGAAAGCGAGGGAGGGAAAAGGAAGGAGAGGGAGGGGAGGGAUGAGAAGAAGAAGAAGGGAAGGGAGAGGAGGCAGAGUAGUGAUGAGGACGAGGAGCUUGGUGAAGGGAAGGAGGAGAGGAAGGAGAGGUACAGAGGUGACGUGAAGGAGGGUCAUGGGAGGCGGAAGAGGGAACGGGAUGAUUCGGAUAGAGACAGUGCUGAUGAUGGCAGCGUGGAGAGGGCGAGGAGAAAGGGAGGUAGGGAAACGAGGAGGAAGGAUGAGAAGAGGGAUAGGCGAGAAGGAAACGAGAGGGAUGAUUCUGACGAUGACAGGAAGAGAGGACUGAGGGAGGAGAGUGAUGGGGACAGCGACGGUGGAGCGAAGAGCAGGGGUAAAGGAAAGCAGAGGGAUCGGGAUAGGGGCGACAGGGACAGCGGUAGGGCCGCACGGCACGGCGAUCGGAGAGACGACGAGUGGAAGAAGGGUAAGCGGAUGGAGAAAGGGCGAGGAGGCGUGUCCGAUGAUGAUGAGAGUGAUGGAGAGAAGAGGGGGAAGAAUCGGGAGGAGGAGAGGAGAGGCAAACACAGGUAUGUGAGGGAUGGCAGUGGAGGUGAGGAGGAAGAGUCUCGAAACACAGGGAAGGGGGUGAAGACUCCAGAGAAGAAGGGAAGGAAGGAGAAAGGGAGAGAAGAAAGCGGAGGGGAUGAGAAGAGGAAGCGUAGGGAGGAAGGAUCCGAUUCUAGUGGAGACUCAGAAAGGGGGAGUGGUGGUGGUGUGAGAGGCGGAAGUGGGAGGUCGAGGGGAGAUGGCAGAGUGAGUGCGGAGGAGGAGGAUGAAGACGAGAGGAGGAUGAAGGAGAGACGGAGAAGGAAUGCGGGAAGGAAAGGGACGGAAGAGAGGGAGGGUUGA